ACAGAGUAUACUUUAUUUUGAUCAUCACUGAAAACUUCGAUUGGGCGAUGAUGCGGUGGAAAAGACGCCACCACCAACACCAGAAAUGAGAUCUUGCAUGGAUUUGAAAGAUAACGGGAAAACAACAAGUGGAUUUUAUCACAUCAAACCUGACGAUGAUUUCGAACCGAUUGAGACCUACUGCGACAUGUCCACUGACGGAGGAGGGUGGACGUUGGUUGCCAGUGUACAUGAAAAAGAUAUAAAGGGCAAAUGUGACAUUGAUGAUCGUUGGACUACUUUUUCAACCGGCGCAUAUGUUGAAACCGCCUGGGCAAACAAAAAAGUGUUUGGUGAUGUCAUGAACUGCACUGAUGAUGAUUACAAAAAUUCUGCAUACUUUUUUUCUAACGCAAAGGACGUAAUGAUAUGGCACGUCCCACCAGAACCAUCAAAUAAAACGAUGGAAAUGAGAGCAACACUCCGAUACAGAACAACGGAUAAUUUUCUACACACAACUGGUGGGAAUUUAAAAUCACUGUUUGGAGAGAGAUAUCCGCUGCAAUUUGAUGCUGAUUAUCAGUGGUUGUGA
Molecule: messenger RNA, 571 nt
Organism: Styela clava
Lineage: Eukaryota; Metazoa; Chordata; Ascidiacea; Stolidobranchia; Styelidae
Source: RefSeq, a predicted model, not a curated record